Messenger RNA from Rana temporaria (common frog), 483 nucleotides. Its product is annotated as serine/threonine-protein kinase Sgk2-like. The record is from RefSeq and is a predicted model, not a curated record. Gene Ontology annotation, biological process: protein phosphorylation. Gene Ontology annotation, molecular function: protein serine/threonine kinase activity; ATP binding. The coding region runs from base 1 to 285 and encodes 94 amino acids. NCBI's taxonomy places the organism in Eukaryota, Metazoa, Chordata, Amphibia, Anura, Ranidae. The transcript has 2 exons.
AUGUUUCUCUAUUUUCUUUCCCCCCACUGCUCCUGCGCGAAGACCCGCAAAAAGGAUGUUGCCAACAUAAAAGACCACCCAUUCUUCAAUGGAAUAAAUUGGGAAGAGCUGCAAGUGAAGAAGCCUCCCCCCCCAUUUCAUAUACAUAAGAAGAACCCCGAAACCAUACAAAAAAAUAAAAUGGAGCUGGAAGAAAUCACAGACCGAACAAAGUCUGUUAAAGCCAAGGAUCAGGAAAAGUUUGUUGGUUUUUCUUUUGUCAGCGAAGAAUGGAGAACCUUGUAGAAAGGAAAUGAAAGACCUCAUAAACCAAGAAGAUAUUUUAUCUAAGGAACGUGGGAACCAGGAACAGAUCCACUGCUGAAUCAGAGCUGAACAGGAUGGACAUUAGAUUUUAACUUCUAUGCCUGUUCAGUUUUUUACAAGGGGGGGGCACUUUGUCCUGGGAGAGUGGUGAGAGAGAGAGAGAGAGAAAGGGAGAGC